CAUUUAAUAUCAGAUGUUCUGCGUCAAGCCUGCUAAGGCUCAUAAAUCAGCCAUCUCACUGCCCUGGUCAUUUCAACCAAUGUCUGACCCUUUCGUUAACUCAUGAUUUAUAACUGGAAGUUAUUUUUUAUGCCAGAUGUAUAAACUUUACUGUGCCUGGUUUGAUGUAAUAGUCACGUUGUACACUACACAAUGACAAUAAAUUUAUUGUCUAUGAACUGUUACCUUGAAAAAAUUACAUCAAUGCAAAGUGGUUUCCAUUUAGAAUCAAUGGGCAAUAAAUUCAUUGGAUUUUUUUGGAUGAUGAUUUUUAUGAGGUCAUGAGUGGCUAUAUAAUGGGUGAAUUGGGGAGGAGAAGCACCAGUCAGAUAGCAGUUUUGAACGACAGGGUCAACAAAGACGCAGCAACAAUGCAUAGGCUGGUAUUCUGCUGUCUUGUUAUUAUCAGCCUCUCAUGUCCUCUCUUGUCUCUCCCUGUUAUCGACUCCAGUGAGAUGUCCUAUCAGCGCUCAGCUGAUGAAGAUGCAGGAUUAAAUGUGGAGCAACUGGAUAGCUUGGGAGGAGCUUCUCUGUUUCAGACUUUGCCAAAGCUCCUGGGGGCACAAACUGAGCACAGUCCCAGCAAAGCAGGUCUCAGCCCCAGCAGCUACAAUCCAAGGGAAAAUGUGAAAGAGGUUUUCUAUGGAAGUCACCCUCCAAAUGCUUUGCUGAGCCGCCUGCUGGCCAAGGACAGGAAACAGAAUAAGAAACGUGGGAACCUCUCCGAGUGCUUCUGGAAAUACUGCGUGUAGCUUGAGGGGAAGGGAGAAGGAACUCUUUCCUGAUCCUGGCUGCUUAAUUUAUAAAGAUGUUAAUAACUGUCCUGGAAACAUGUACAUACAUUUGCUUGUUUUAACAUGAGGAGAAUACAGAAAUGUAAAGCUGACUCUUAAUUCUACAUUCCACGCUGUUUGGAGAUUAAUAAACCCUCUAUGUUUUGAA
Pelodiscus sinensis (Chinese soft-shelled turtle) is the source of this 981-nucleotide messenger RNA. It is a transcript of the gene UTS2, whose product is annotated as urotensin 2. NCBI's taxonomy places the organism in Eukaryota, Metazoa, Chordata, Testudines, Trionychidae. Gene Ontology annotation, cellular component: extracellular region. Gene Ontology annotation, biological process: regulation of blood pressure; blood vessel diameter maintenance. Gene Ontology annotation, molecular function: hormone activity. The record is from RefSeq and is a predicted model, not a curated record.